AUGUCAAUCGGCGGUGUGCCGUCCAUGCCUUCUCCCAGAGGUCCCCGUGAACUAGAAUCUGGCCACAGUCUGCGUAGUGCUCUUCUGGAAGACUUCAAGCAGAAUCACAAGACUAGACGUUACGAGCUCAAGGACAUCUUCGACCAUGUAGUAGAAUUCAGUGGCGAUCAGCAUGGAUCACGCUUCAUCCAACAGAAGUUGGAGACGGCCAACAGCGAUGAAAAAGAACGUCUCUUCCGAGAGAUACAGCCAAACGCCAUUCAACUCAUGACUGAUGUAUUCGGAAACUAUGUCAUUCAAAAGUUCUUUGAACAUGGCGAUCAAAACCAGAAGAAGAUAUUGGGAAACAAGAUGAAGGGACGCGUACUGGAGUUGUCGCUGCAGAUGUACGGAUGUCGUGUUGUACAAAAGGCUCUUGAGCAUAUACUCAACGACCAACAAGCAUCUCUUGUUCGCGAACUGGAGAAGGACGUCUUAAGAUGCGUCAAGGACCAGAACGGAAAUCACGUUAUCCAAAAGGCCAUUGAGCGCUGCAGUGAGAACGACAUAUCUUUUGUUUUCCAAGCCUUUACUGGUCAGAUUCAGCACCUUAGUGUUCAUACUUAUGGAUGCCGAGUCAUUCAAAGAUGUCUUGAGAACUGCGAGGAACCGACACGAAAGGCUAUCCUUGCAGAACUACACGAUUGUAUGUCCACAUUGAUUGGUGACUCAUUCGGCAACUACGUGGCACAACAUGUCGUCGAAUACGGUUUCCCACCUGACCGGCAAAGAGUUCUUGAACUUGUACUCAAAGGUCUAGAAGGCUACAGCAAACACAAGUUCGCAAGCAAUGUCGUGGAGAAAUGUCUUACGCACUCGGGGGAGACAUGGAAGCACGAUGUUAUUGGUGUGAUUGUGCGUAACAACAACCGCGAAGGAGAAAGUAUGCUGCUCGGUCUGAUCAGAGACAACUAUGGAAACUACGUGAUCCAAAAACUCUUGGACCUUCUGAGUCAGCAAGACUUCGAUCACUUCAUCGAUGUUCUUCAGCCAGAACUCGCAAAAGCCAAGCGAACAGGAUGUGGCAAACAAGUCACAGCCAUUGAAAAGCGCAUGCAGAGACCGUAUGAUCAGAGCCUCCUGCCCAACCAGGCCGUCUUUGGUAGCCGAACCAUUUCGCAGAAUACGACACCUCCUCCACCACCCUUGACCGCUGAUCAGCGUAGUCUUCAGACCAGCUCUGUGGGUAGUGUUAACGGAGACACUCUUGAAGGAGCCACUAGCAGCCGCAAAGGUUCUGUCGAACAUGUGGUGCCUACUGUCUUCGAAACCUAG
Molecule: messenger RNA, 1314 nt
Organism: Aureobasidium melanogenum CBS 110374
Lineage: Eukaryota; Fungi; Ascomycota; Dothideomycetes; Dothideales; Saccotheciaceae
Product: putative Pumilio like protein
Exons: 3
Coding region: 1-1314 (437 amino acids)
Biological process (GO): nuclear-transcribed mRNA catabolic process, deadenylation-dependent decay
Cellular component (GO): cytoplasm
Molecular function (GO): mRNA 3'-UTR binding
Source: RefSeq, a predicted model, not a curated record